CCGGCACCCUACCUGGCACAGCAGGGCCGAGACCACGGCAAGGGCUAGCGCGCUCCGACGGCCCAUGGUACCGCUGGACACCCUUGCUCUCCGAGAGUAUCCUCUGUUCUCUCUUCAAAGACCCAGGAAUGCCACGAAAGUCUAUGGUGACGCGUGGAGCACCGGCGGAGAGGCGUCUCUCGGCUCCAGGUGUGAUAAUGGGGGCCAGUUGUUUAAAGAGGGUGCGGAGCUUCAGAUACGUCCCUGGCAGGCUCUGCGAGGCACUGAAAAGGGCAACUUUCGGUUUCCUCUUCUGGCUUUCAGUCCACGAGUAGGUGAGGGUCGCCCGCUUUCUGGUUUUGUCUUAAGCUUCUUCGCGGAAGGAAAGAGGAAAAAGGAGAGAAGACACGGAGGAAAGAGAGUCCAGAUGUUCGGCUUAAUUCCCAAGAGAGCUUGCAGUGGCUUCCUUCGGAGGCCUAUUAGAGAGCGGCGCUCUGGAAAUCCCACCGGUGAGGCGAUAAUCCGGGGCCCCGAGGGGCGCGGUGGGAACGGACGGCGGCGGUGGCAAGAACUGCGGCGCGCGCCCUGCUUUCCCGGCCGGGCGUCACUCGGCGGCCACUGCCGCUCCCGGAGGGUACUGGACCGGUAUCUCUUGCGCCACCGCAAAACCCCGCGUCUUCUCCAAGAAUUCAGCCAAUGCCAUGCGAGAACACACACCCAGGACCGGAGGCCGAAGCGUGGGAGGCUCCGUGCCGCACCGGUGCUCUCCCGUGACCUGCCUCGGUCAGACAGGGUAACCGCGGGUGCACGCCGGAGGAUCUGGCCGAGGCAGGCGCCCGCCGCCCUUAAAUCCCGCCGGCCUCUCGCAUAACUAAUGAGAUGCAAAUGAGCAGCCCCCCAAUCUGGCGAGAGCUGUCACAAAGGAGCCACUUUUCCAAACCCUCCUCUCAAUGGAUCGCCAAAUGAUUCAUAGAAUCAAUUAUGGGAGUGAGAGGUUUACAGGGUUUUGUGGGAAGUACCUGCCCACAUAUAUGUACAGUAGUAAAUAUCCAAGAGCUGGCAGAGCGUCACAGAAACAAGUACCCUGGAUGUACCCCUACCAUUGUGGUGGAUGCCAUGUGCUGUCUCCGAUACUGGUACACACCAGAAUCCUGGAUCUGCGGUGGCCAGUGGCGAGAAUACUUUUCUGCCUUGAGAGAUUUUGUAGCGGCCUUCACAUCUGCCGGCAUCAAGUUGAUAUUCUUCUUUGAUGGCAUGGUGGAGCCAGGUAAGAGAGAUGAGUGGGUAAAGCGAAGACUUAAAAACAACAGGGAGAUAUCCAAGAUUUUUCACUAUAUCAAGUCAAAGCGAGAUCAGCCGGGCAGGAACAUGUUCUUCAUUCCCUCUGGGCUAGCCAUAUUUACACGGUUCGCUCUGAAGUCCUUGGGCCAGGAAACUUUCUGUUCAUUACAGGAGGCAGACUAUGAGGUGGCUUGUUAUGGUCUCCAGCACAACUGUCUUGGGAUCCUUGGGGAAGACACUGAUUACCUGAUUUAUGACACUUGUCCCUACUUUUCAAUUGGUGACCUCUGCCUGGAGACUCUGGAAACCAUCAUGCUCUGUCGAGAGAAGCUCUGUGAGAGUCUGGGCCUCCAUGUGGCAGACCUUCCUCUGCUGGCCUGUCUGCUUGGCAAUGACAUCACCCCAGAGGGCAUGUUUGAAAGCUUCCGGUACAAGUGCUUGUCCUCCUAUGCCUCUGUGAAAGAGAAUGCUGGCAAGAAAGGAAAUAUUAUCUUAGCUGUCUCAGACUAUAUCGCCAAAGUUCUUCACUUGCAUCAAGGUGAGAAAAAGAUAGAAGAGAUGUUACCCUUGGGACCAAACAAAGCUCUUUUUUAUAAAGGAGUGGCAUCAUAUCUUUUGCCAGGGCAGAAAUCUCCAUGGUUAGUUCAAAAACCCAAAGGGACAAUAACAGACAAGCAAGUAGUGAGUUUAAACCCUGAAUCUAAGCAAGAAGUCCCUAUGUGUGUAGAUCCUGAGUCCAAGCAAGAAGUUCCAGUGUGUAGUAAUCCUGAGUCCAUGCAAGAAGUUCCCAUGUGUGUGGAUCCUGAAUCCAACCAAGAGGCUUCCAUGUGCACAGAUCCUGAAUCCAAACAAGUUCCCAUGUGCACAGAUCCUGAAUCCAAACCAGAAGUUCCCAUGUGCACAGAUCCUGAAUCCAAGCAAAAAUUACCUCCAGAAACAGAGGCUGAAUUUAAUCUAGAAGUACUCAUGGGUACACACCCUGAAAUUAAACAAGAAGACACCAUGGAUAUGGAACCUGAAAUUAAACAAGUAAGCAUGGUUUCAGACUCCAAAAUCUUAAAGGUUGCCAGGAUGAAUCAUGUCCACUCAGAAAGCUACCUAGUCUACAACAUUAUGAGCAGUGGAGAGAUCGAGUGCAGCAACACCCUGGAGGAUGAGCUGGACCAAGCUCUACCCAGCCAAGCCUUCAUCUAUCGCCCAGUCCGGCAGCGUGUGUACUGGCUUUUACUUGGGGACUGGAAAGAUGGAGCCAGCACCGGCCCCGUGGUCAAGGAGUGGUUUGUGUACCCUGGGAACCCCCUGAAGCAGCCAGACCUUGUUAGGCCUCUGCAGAUGACUGUUCAAGGGGGAACACCUAGUUUGGAAGUUUUGUGGCUGAGCCAAGAGCCAGCGGCACAGGCCCGGCGCCUGGACACUUUGCUAGCCUGCUUCAACCUCUCCUCCUCAAGAGAAGAGCUACAGGCUGUUGAGAGCCCGAUGAGAGCGCUGUGCUGCCUCCUAAUCUACCUCUUUGUCCAGGUGGACACUCUUUCCCUGGAAGAUCUACAUGCGUUUAUUGCUCAGGCUUUGUGCCUCCAAGGAAAAUCAACCUCACAGCUUAUGAACUUACAGCUGGAUUACAUUAACUCCAGAGCUGUGCAGCUGGGGUCCCUCCUCGUCCGAGGCCUCACCACAUUGGUACUAGUCAACAGUGCGUGUGGCUUCCCUUGGACAACAAGCGAAUUUAUGCCCUGGAAUGUGUUUGAUGGCAAGCUUUUCCAUCAGAAGUACCUGCAGUCUGAAAAAGGAUAUGCUGUGGAGGUUCUUUUGGAACAAAAUAGAUCGUGGCUCACCAAGUUCCACAACCUGAAGACAGUGGUCUGCAAGGCCUGCUCAAAGGAGAACCGACGCAUUGUAGGCAGAACACAUUGGAAUUCUCACUAUACAGGGAGACUGGGGAGACAGGGCUCCAGCUCCCACAGGACAGGCUCCACACAUGGCCAUCCUGGGCAGCCAUGGAGAGAUCAGGGUUCAGGAGGCAGACAGUAUGAGCAUGACCAGUGGAGACGAUACUAGACGUCUUGCAGAAAGUGUGGGAAGAGGAUGCAGUGCCCAGACUCCACCCUCCUUCAGAGUAAUGUCACCCAGUCUCACCAGCAAGGCCGAUGGCAACUGGGACCACACUUCAAAGGAAGGAAAAAUUACCUUUCAGAGGUUUUUCCCACAUGUAUUGUAAAAAAUGUCCAUUGGUUUGGUUUCAAAGGUUGCUCCUGACUCCAUGGCCCACAACAUUCAUCACUAGCACCACAUAUGCUCUCCCGAUCUUAGCAGGACUCUAGAUUGUGAAAAUGUUUUCCCAAAUCAUUAGUCUUUGAAAUCAUGGAGUCUUAGUUACUUUUCUGUUACUGUGAAAAGACACCAUGACCAAAGCAACUUAUAAAAGGAAGCAUCUGACAUGGGGCUCAAGGUUCCAGAGGGUAGCAGAGUCCAUGACCAUCAUGUCAGAGAGCAUGGUGGCAGGCAGGCUAAUGAA
Molecule: messenger RNA, 3772 nt
Organism: Onychomys torridus (southern grasshopper mouse)
Lineage: Eukaryota; Metazoa; Chordata; Mammalia; Rodentia; Cricetidae
Gene: Fam120b
Product: family with sequence similarity 120B
Exons: 11
Coding region: 961-3315 (784 amino acids)
Cellular component (GO): nucleus
Source: RefSeq, a predicted model, not a curated record